This is a messenger RNA of Rotaria sp. Silwood1, 333 nucleotides long. The record is from the annotation of a GenBank genome assembly. NCBI's taxonomy places the organism in Eukaryota, Metazoa, Rotifera, Eurotatoria, Philodinida, Philodinidae.
AUGAAUUUUACUACUAUGUUCAAUAAUUCAACAAAUAUUAAAGAAAGUUCAAAAUCAAACACAACAGCAAAUCUUCAUAUUGAUGAAGAUUGGACUGAUAACGCAAUACAAACUAAAAGCGAAGUUUGGAUUAAAAUUAGAAGAAUUGCUUAUCGUUUAAUAGUACAGGAAAAUUUUCGUUCAAUGUUAUUAUCUGUUUCAACAUUUCAUUGUGAAUUACUUCAAGUUAUUCUCGAAACUGAACAAUUAAUCGAAGGAUUUAAAGAAUAUACAUUUUGCUUACAAUUACAAUUAAUACAUAAAAUCAUGAUAUUAAAAUGUCCACUUGAUUAA